Messenger RNA from Cutaneotrichosporon cavernicola, 1719 nucleotides. RefSeq lists its product as uncharacterized. Gene Ontology annotation, molecular function: transmembrane transporter activity. Lineage: Eukaryota; Fungi; Basidiomycota; Tremellomycetes; Trichosporonales; Trichosporonaceae. The record is from RefSeq and is a predicted model, not a curated record. Gene Ontology annotation, biological process: transmembrane transport. The coding region runs from base 1 to 1719 and encodes 572 amino acids. Gene Ontology annotation, cellular component: membrane. The transcript has 3 exons.
AUGUUUGGCUUUGGGAAAAAGGGCGAGAAGGCCGAGUUGGAACAGUCGUCUCCGGACGGUACCACUGUUGGCCUCCCCCCUUCGCCUCCCGACACUGUUGAGGGCGUUAUGCCCGCCAAGAAGCAGAAUGGCACAUUCCAAGACACCGAGUCUGUCAUCUCGGACGUUACCCUCGUCGCCCAGCAGGAGGGCCUCAAGCCGACGUUUGUCGCCAAAGUCAACGUGAUCAACCGCGCACUCGCUGAGAUCGGCAUGGGCAAGUACCAGUGGGAGAUGUUCCUUGCUGGCGGUUUUGGCUGGUUUGCCGACAACAUUUGGCUCCAGGGUGUCGCGAUUGUGCAGCCGCAGGUCAGCUACGAGUGGAACCGCCCCGUCGGUCAGACACCCAACAUCAGGUUUACCACUUUAGCUCUGUAUGCGGGUCUGAUCGUUGGUGCCUCCUUCUGGGGGUGCUCGGCUGACAUUAUCGGUCGCCGCACGGCAUGGAACGCUACUCUGUUCGUUGGCGCAGUCUUCGGUGUCGCUGCCGGCGGUGCAAACAACUUUGUCACUUUCUGCGCUCUCCUCGCUUGCAUCGGCUUCGGCGUCGGUGGCAACCUUCCUGUCGACGGCACCAUGUUCCUCGAGUUCCUGCCUGGCACCCACCAAUACCUCCUGACGCUGCUGUCGGUCUGGUGGGCGAUCGGCCAGGUCGUUGCGUCGCUUAUUGCUUGGGGCUUCCUCGCCAGGUGGAACUGUGACCAGGCCGUCGCGGACCCCGAUUACAUUUGCCAGGCUAGCGAGAACAUGGGCUGGCGCUACACCUACUACACUCUCGGUGCAAUGAUGUUCGUCCUCUGGAUCGGCCGCUUCUUCAUCCUUCCGGUCUAUGAGUCGCCCAAGUUCCUUAUCUCUCAUGGCCGCGACCAGGCUGCCGUCGACGUGAUCAACGCUGUCGCCAAGCGCAACAAGCACCCUCUGCGCAUCUCGAUCGAAGACCUCCACAGUGCUGUCGAGCCGUUCUUGACCGAAGAAGAGAAGAUGAACGCCCAGUACGAGACCAAGCUCUCCACCAUGGAACUCAUCAAGUCCGGGUUGUCCGAAUUCAACAUCAGCCACAUCAAGACCCUCUUCGCCACCAGGCGCCUUGCGUUUUCGACCACCCUCAUUGUCUUCUGCUACGGUGCAGUCGGAAUUGCGUACCCGCUCUUCUUCUCUUUCCUUGGAACGUAUCUGGACAAUAAGCUCGGAGCGGCAGGCAGCGGAGGCACUGACAUCAAUUCGCUCUACAGGGCGUACACCUACCAGGCGGUGUGCGGUGUGCCCGGCUCCUUUGCGGCUGCGUACCUCGUCACCUGGUCGCGUGGCGGACGUAAGUUUGCCAUGGCUUUCUUCACCGCAAUGACUGGCGUCUUCCUCUUCUGUCUCACGGCGUCCAGGAACAACGCCACCACUCAGGCUCUGACCUGCAUCGCCUCGUUCUUUGCCAACGCCUUCUACGGUGUCAUGUACGGCUAUGCGCCCGAGCUCUUCCCGACCCCGGCCCGCGGCACUGGUGACGCACUGUGCGCGGCAUUCAACCGUAUCACGGGUAUCUUUGCGCCCGUAAUUGCCAUUGUGGCCCCGUCGCUCAAGCAGAACCCGGACGGCCCGGUAAUGGCGUCUGGCGGCAUCUUCAUCGCCACCGGCAUCAUCAUGUUGUUCCUCCCGGUCGAAACCAACGGCCGUACGGCGUUGUAA